Molecule: messenger RNA, 279 nt
Organism: Necator americanus (New World hookworm)
Lineage: Eukaryota; Metazoa; Nematoda; Chromadorea; Rhabditida; Ancylostomatidae
Exons: 3
Coding region: 1-279 (92 amino acids)
Source: RefSeq, a predicted model, not a curated record
AUGCUUCGAUUGUACACUUUGUUUAUAUUGGGAAUUUUGGCGACUGCUUGCAUGGCUGUGCCUUUCUGGAUCGGUCGACAGCUUCCACCAGUCCUCAAACGGAUAUCACAGCUUGAUGAUGGCGAUGACAUCUUUCUGGUGGUUCCACAAGUGCGAGAACGACGAUCACAGCCGAUCAUUGACUACACGGACGAGUUCUCUGCAGAUCCUUUCGAGGUGCCAGAGAAUGCCGCUGAACAAAGGCCGAAGACCUUAGCAAUGCUGGAUAUUUACCACUGA